This is a messenger RNA of Dicentrarchus labrax (European seabass), 7353 nucleotides long. RefSeq names its product eph receptor A4b (gene epha4b). NCBI's taxonomy places the organism in Eukaryota, Metazoa, Chordata, Actinopteri, Moronidae. Bases 109 to 3063 code for a protein of 984 amino acids. The record is from RefSeq and is a predicted model, not a curated record. Gene Ontology annotation, biological process: cell surface receptor protein tyrosine kinase signaling pathway; protein phosphorylation; axon guidance. Gene Ontology annotation, cellular component: neuron projection; plasma membrane. Gene Ontology annotation, molecular function: ATP binding; transmembrane-ephrin receptor activity; protein binding. The transcript has 19 exons.
CUCCUCUCCUGUCCUCUCCCCUGCUCUCUCUCUCCUCAAUCGCAGGGCUGCGCUCACCGACUCGACACCGCCAACAGGGAUGCAGCGAGGGCGCAGCGCAGCCUGAAAAUGGCACCACCACGCGUCCUGUGGAUCUAUCCAUCCCUUUACCUCCUGUCCUCCCUGCUUCUUUUUCACGCACUGUCGCCGUGUCGAGCCUUACGGAAUUACCCGGAGAAUGAAGUUACGUUGCUGGACUCCAUGUCGGCCUUGGCCGACCUGGGCUGGGAGGCUUACCCUAAUGAGGGGUGGGAGGAGAUCAGUGUGAUGGAUGAGAGAAACACCCCAAUGAGGACCUACCAGGUGUGUAACGUCAUGGAGGCCAACCAGAACAACUGGCUGAGGACGCGUCACAUCAGCCGAGAAGGAGCGCAACGCGUCUACAUUGAGAUCAAGUUCACCCUGAGGGACUGUAACAGCCUGCCUGGGGUCCCUGGUACCUGCAAAGAGACAUUCAACAUGUACUACUACGAGUCUAACAAUGCCAACCUGUGGUUCAUCAAGGAGAGCCAGUAUGUCAAGAUCGAUACCAUUGCAGCAGAUGAGAGUUUUACACAGGUGGACGUUGGCGACCGUGUGAUGAAACUCAACACAGAGGUGCGUGACAUCAGCAACCUGAGUAAAAAAGGUUUCUACCUGGCCUUCCAGGACCUGGGGGCGUGUAUUGCCCUGGUCUCAGUCAGGGUCUUCUAUAAGAAGUGUCCCCUCACUGUGCUCAACUUGGCCCAGUUCCCCGACACAAUAACGGGCGGAGACACAGCGCUUGUAGAGGUCCACGGCAUGUGUGUUAACUCCUCUGAGGAGUUUGAAGCUCCCAAGAUGUACUGCAGUGCAGACGGAGGCUGGCUGGUUCCCAUUGGGAGGUGUGUGUGCAAACCAGGCUUCGAGGAGAACAAGGACGUCUGCCAACCGUGCAGACCUGGUACCUACAAAGCUUCGGCUACAGAUGCCUACUGCACCAAAUGUCCUCCUCACAGCUCGUCCUCGCAGGAGCAAGCUGUCGAGUGCGCUUGCGAGAAAGGUUUCUACCGCGCUGAAACUGACCCACGCUCCAUGUCCUGCACACGUCCUCCAUCUGCUCCAGAGAACCCCAUCUCCACAGUGAACGAGACCUGCGUCACCUUAGAGUGGUCGCCACCCAGAGACACGGGAGGCCGGGGAGACAUCACCUACAGCCUCCACUGCAGGAAGUGUUCCGGUGAUGGCAGGAAGUGCAUGCCAUGCGGUGGCAGCGUCCAUUUUGUUCCAAGACAGUUUGGUCUAUCGUCAGCCACCGUGCUGGUCACCGACCUGCAGCCAGAUUCCAACUACAGCUUCACUGUUGAGAGCCAGAAUGGCGUGUCAGACUUAAGUCCCACACCUAGAGGAACAGUAGUCAUCAAUGUCACUACAUCACAGACAGUGAGCGUGGUGUUGAAGGAGAGGCGGAGCAAGGACAGUGUGACUUUGGCCUGGCAGGGUCCAGAGAGACCCAACGGCGCGAUAGUGGAGUAUGAGGUCAUCUACUAUGAGAAGAAUCAGCGGGAGCAGAACUACACAGUCUUGAAGACUCGCUCCAACAUGAUGACAGUGGACGGGCUCAAACCAGGGACCACCUAUGUGUUCAGGGUCAGGGCUCGAACCGACGGGGGUUACGGGAGCUACGGUGGAGAGAUUGAAUUGGAAACCAGCCACGAAGAUGUUUUUGCUAUCGGGGACCCUAACCAAUCCACCAUUCUGGCUGUGUCCAUCGCUGGGGGAAUAGUUCUCCUCAUCUUCCUGGUGACUUGCUUCGUUGUCAGCGGAAGACACUGUGGAUAUAUCAAAGCCAAGCAGGACCCUGACGAAGAGAAGAUGCAGUUCCAACAUGGCCGAGUCAAGCUUCCAGGCAGCAGGACCUACAUCCAUCCUCACACCUAUGAAGACCCCAACCAGGCCGUCAGGGACUUCGCCAAAGAGAUAGAUGCUUCUAAUAUUCGCAUUGAGAGAGUCAUUGGAGCUGGAGAGUUUGGGGAGGUGUGCAGUGGUCGGCUGCGUGUUCAGGGAAAGAGGGAGAUCUACGUGGCCAUUAAGAGUCUGAAGGCAGGAUACUCUGACAAACAAAGGAGGGACUUCCUGUCUGAGGCCUCCAUCAUGGGACAGUUCGACCAUCCGAACAUCAUCAGGCUGGAGGGCGUCGUCACAAGAUGUAAGCCAGUGAUGAUCAUAACGGAGUUCAUGGAAAACGGAUCUCUGGACACUUUCCUCAAGAAACAUGACGGCCAGUUCACAGUGAUCCAGCUGGUUGGCAUGCUGCGUGGCAUCGCCUCAGGUAUGAAGUACCUGUCAGACAUGAGCUACGUUCACAGAGACCUGGCAGCGCGAAACAUCCUGGUCAACAGCAACCUGGUGUGUAAGGUGUCUGACUUUGGCCUGAGUCGGGUUCUGGAGGACGACCCAGAGGCUGCCUACACUACAAGGGGAGGGAAGAUCCCCAUCAGAUGGACGGCUCCAGAGGCCAUCGCCUACAGGAAGUUCACCUCAGCCAGCGACGUGUGGAGUUACGGUAUCGUCAUGUGGGAGGUGAUUUCAUAUGGAGAGAGACCCUACUGGGAGAUGUCCAACCAGGAUGUCAUCAAAGCAAUAGACGAGGGCUACCGUCUUCCCGCUCCAAUGGACUGUCCUGUGGUGCUGCACCAGCUCAUGUUGGACUGCUGGGAGAAGGGACGCAGCGACAGGCCAAAGUUUGGACAGAUUGUCACAAUCCUGGACAAGCUCAUCAGAAACCCAGCCAGCCUCAGAGAGCUGGCCAACAGCUCAGCAUGCAGGGAGGAUCCGUCCACCCCAGAGUUCAGUGUGAACACAGUGGAUGAGUGGUUGGAGGCCAUCAAGAUGGGCCAGUAUAAGGAGAGCUUUUCCAGUGCUGGAUAUGUCAGCUUGGACUCAGUCCUCUACGUCAGUGUCAGUGAGUUGGCUAAGAUGGGUGUGAAUCUGGCUGGCCACCAGAAGAAGAUUUUAUCCAGCGUGCAGAGCCUGCAGACCCAGGGGACGCACGUCCAAGUAUAACAGUUUCCACAUAAACUCACAGUGAGACAGAGCCAAAAUGGAUGCUCCUGUGAAGAGUUUCCCCACCGAAAUGGAGUUGUAAUGGAUACUCUGUGCUUGGGCCUCCAUUGAUUUUGAGCCACACUGAGAUGGAGACAACAUGGACGCUUGACUCCUUCACCUUCUCGCAGUUUCACCAUUCUUCCCAUCCUCGAUGGGCACUACCGGCUUUAGCACUCAGAGUCCCAGCAACACAACCACCAUUUUGGAGCAACAGAGAGACACAUGUCCAACAACAAGGCCACAUCUAGAGCAUCUCAGACCAUUUCACAUCAUAUCAGCUCAACAAAAGAAGAAGAAAAGAUUUUUAACAAAUGAAAUGACAAAAAAACAAAAUAAAUUAGAAUAUAAUUAUCAUCACUGUCUGUGAGGUGUACAGUUGGUUUUUACUGUCAUUUUGUUUCUGUUUUGAGUUUUCACUUCGAAGAGUUUAAAAAGGGUCAGAAGAUAUGUAUAUGUGUAGAUAUAUGUUUAUAUGGGCUGUGUGUCCCACAACCGUAGAGAUGGACCUAACGUUUGUAUUGGUGGUGAGGUUUAUAUCGCUCAACCUUAAUAGGAGUUAUUACCUAGUACACAUAUGGCCCCUUCCAUUGCUCUCUGCAUACAGAAAGCCAAUGAAUCAGCCGAGAUUCUGAAAGACAUGAAUGUGUUGGGUGAGGGGAACAGAAAACCUGGACCUUUAGAGAUAGAGAGGGAUGUAGAUUUUGCUUGCUCAUGUAGGAUGGAAGUGAUGAUUCAUUUAAAUAGUGUAUUUGAACAGGACAAGGGCUUCCCUAGCGACUGAUCUCAGACACACUUCCAUAGCAACUAGACCCAGUGCACGUUCGCUAGUCUGUUUGCACUUAAGAUGUAACUGAGUGCAAAGAAACAGCAGAAACUGCUUAAAGUGCAGUUAGCACACAGAGACAUUUUUACUCUUCCAUAAAUGACUGUCUAUUCCAAACAACAUCAUCUAUUCAGCUGUUACAGUAUGAUGUUGUUGGGAAUAUUUUAGCCUAAGAGUCUGCCUUCCUAUGUUUCAGGUGUGUUAAGAAAGUUAUAGUGUUUUGUGUAGAGUAAAGGUGAUGCCAAGGUCAUGAUAGAGUUGACACUGUUAAGAACGUGUAACUUGUUUUUUCAGUGUUGUGCCAUGUACAGUAACCUUGAAAUGUUCAUCUGGGUAACAUAACGCCAUUAUUACCAUACUCUUUCCUUCAAUCAGUUCCAAUGGCUGGAUGGUAAAACGAGGCCACGAUAAUUGUAGUGUUCUGUCCGAAUAGUCUGCUCGAUGAACAGGAGCAUCGGAAAGGACCCUUUUUUUUUUAAACAAAAUGUAAUAAACGCAGUGUGGAUUUUGCAGCUUUGCCACCACAAUAGGGUAAAUUUCACUUUGAAAAUAAGAUGAACUGUGUGUCUUGAAGUGUCUCACUUUCUUGUUAUCAGUCAUGCCAACCUAUUUCAAGCACUCCUAGUUUCAAACCAGUACCCAUAAGGUAAAUUUAGAAAACAAUGUUUACAGCAAAUACAUUGGUUUGGUGUUUUUUCCUUAUCAGAAGGAAACUGCUGCUUAUCACAUUAAAAGGUUAAAUAUGAUGGGACCCUCUUUGUGUGCACUGCAUUAAUAGCACUGAACCUGCUUUAGUGUAUUCCCAAACUCAGUUUCAAUAUAUGUGGUACUCUAUAGGACCAACAGUGGCAAAAAGUACAGUAUAUAUGAUUGUAUCAUAGUGUAAAAUAUGUACAGUGUUGAUUUCCAAUGUUAGAAUGUUUGUAAUGAUAACAAUGAUGAUGACUAUGAUGUACUUUAAUUGUGAAAAAGAGAUUUCUGAAGUACUCGUUCAGGGGCGGGUCAUACGGGAGAAAAAGUGAAGGGAGGUGAUUCGUUGGUCUGAACAAAGGAAUGUAGCAUGGUGCGAAGCUUCAGCUUUGAUUGACAGGUGACAGUGACUGCAGUUUCUAUCAUAGUGUUAGAAUGAGUAGAAUGGACUUCUCUCAUUGAUACACUGGCUUAAUUUGAGUAAUUAGGAACAGUAAUUACAUGCACUUUUUAAGCCUGUGUCCGCCUACAACACAACUUGUAAAAAGGCUCGUUUGGAAGAGAAAGGGAUGGAAGGACGAAGGUUGAGAUAAGUCCUCCGAUCACAAACUGAACAUUAGUUAAACCACUCCCCCAAGAUGAAAUUGUCCAAUUAUAGCUUAGCAACCGUAACUAGACACAGACCUGUCAAGCUUUGCAUUUCUCCACAUGCUGAAGCGAUUUGCAUGUAGUAAGAUCGUACCGUGGCAUUUGAAGAUGGUGGCUUUUUUCAGCUUUUCCAAAACACAAAAUACAACAGCAAAAGUGUAAAGGAUUGAUUAAACAAUGUGUUUGUCUGUUCUAAUGUAAGCUGCAAUUAUUACCAUGUCUGGCUACUUAGCUAACCACCUACAGUAUAACCAAGCAUUACUUCCAAGGUCAAGGUUCACAUCAUUAAUGAACUAGCUUACGUAUGUUUGUGGGGUAACAAAAAUAAAAGCCCUGUUCACAACUAGCUCAUCCACUGUGUUGCAUCUCUCCAGUGAGUUGAAUCAGAUGUUGCCAUCAGUGUUUAGGGUAACUUGAGCAGCUGUGUCCUGCUCCUUAUUGGAUUUGGGGAAGUUUACACCCCAAAAACUGCAGUCAGCACCGAGAUAGUACCCGAGAUAGUGUCACAUCUGUCAAACACAGUGGUUAAUCCUCACCCUUAAAGCCUUUUCUGAUACUAACUCUUUGCCUGGGACAUUCAGCUCAGUCUUUCAGCACUAUAUCAUGUAGCCAUCGCAUGCAUAUUUAAGACACUUUUUACAGGGUUUUCCUUUUAAAACAAGUGAGUUCGAAAUAUUAAAAAGUCAGCCAGAGACAGCAUUUUAACCAUCUCACUGACUAACUUAGUUAGCUAGCUACAGCUAAUAAAAUAGGGAAGUGACAGUUGACCUUAUACCUGGAAAACUGAUGUUCGGUGACUAGAAGUAAAAAGUCUGCUCAUGUUUAACUCUGAAAUCAAGGACCCAGUGCUUUAAAAUAAUUUUGAUGGUAAAUCUACCAUGAUUAUUGUAAAUUACAUAAUGUGCCUAGCUUGACAGGCAUAGCCAGGAGUAACUAAGGGGGCGGGGCUUAGUCCACUGUCGGUUGGGGCGGGCUGCAGCGGGCAGUCAAGUAAAAAUUUCAGCCACUAAGGCUUUUUACUUGUGUUUUUUUUUGUUGCCAGAAUUGGUAAAAUAAUGGCACAAAAAAUAUUUUUAAAUACAAAAGGAAUACAAAUAAAUGUUUACAGCAAAAAUAAAGACAUAAUCCAGAAAUGAAUACUGUUCGCCAAACCACUGAUGCCACACUCAAAAACACAACACACAGAGUCUGAGACAGUUAGUACAUUCUACUCUUGCUAACUCUAUGAUUUCACUCUAGCGGACUACCCUUGACCGCUGGCCUUUUAGAUGCCUUAUUUACUGAGCUAUUGUUAAUUUCUGUUGCCCUAUAGAGGCGAUAUUAAGAGUGAAGUGUAUGUACAGGUAGUAUUUAUCUGUGUUCUUAAGAUGACCUCACAUCAAUACCCUGGUUUUGUAACAUCCCAGAGACCCCCCUCCAACAGCACCUUCACUUUGAUUCCUCUAAACCUGAAAAUAAUACAUAAUUAAAAAGCGGAUGACCUGUAUAAGCUGAUAAAGAAAUUGACAGAAUGGUUCUUAUUUGUUUAAGUCAUACAAAAUAAUCAAUGAUAAUAAAAAUAAAUGCAGAUUAUGGAUGUGGUUGGAUUGAAAGACUUUAUUUGGCUGCAAAAUGAGAAAAAUUCCUCAUGCAAUGUCAAGAUUAGAAAAAGACCCAAAAAUAAUGUUGCAUUACAGCCAGCAAGUUUAUUCCCACUCCCACAAAUGUUUAAGUAUACGGCAGUCAUGCCCACACUUUGGUUUCAACUCUCAAGAUCCCAGGUUUGUGUCACUAUUCACCCUAUCAAGGUUAGCUAUGUGGGUUGGUUUGCCUGAUCUCAAAUACAGUGUUUGUCCUCCAUUCCCCACCAGGUCUGUAUUGUAAAUGUUCAUGAGUGAUUCUCAUUUCAGACUCACAGCUCUCUGUCUCUUUCUCUCCUCCUCUCUCUCUCUCUCUCUCUCUCUCUCUCUCUCUCUUUCUUUGGCCACCGUACAAUGCUUAUUUGUCCCCAUGCCAGUUUCCUCUGCGUUGCUUCUUGUAAAAGGGUGUAGGCAUUCUAAUGUCUUUCAUGUUGCUGUAAUAAAUAUGCUAAUAUUUCUAAUUUCUCA